Messenger RNA from Schistosoma turkestanicum, 2057 nucleotides. Lineage: Eukaryota; Metazoa; Platyhelminthes; Trematoda; Strigeidida; Schistosomatidae. The record is from the annotation of a GenBank genome assembly.
GUUUGCAACAACCAGUUUUCCCUAACACAUAACCUUCAGGAUUUACCAUAAGUACGAAAUCAUGGCGGACAUCUUGUUCAUAAGCAAUCUGGCUGUAAAAGCCGGGAAGAUGAUUGAAGCCGGAUUUUCACAAAGUAUUCCAUAUGAUAAGAAGGAAUCAUACGCUGACUUGGUAACUGAAGUGGAUAAAAACGUCGAGAACUAUAUCUGUCAAGAAAUCCUCGCAUCAUUCCCUACACACAAAAUUAUUGCAGAGGAAGGAUAUUCCGGAAAUGCUGAGCUCACUUGUUCGCCCACGUGGAUAAUCGACCCAAUAGAUGGAACCUCAAACUUCGUUAGCAGGUUCCCUUUUGUUUGUGUUUCGAUCGCUUACUAUGUCGACAAAGAGCCCGAGCUAGCUGUUGUUUAUAAUCCGAUAUUAAAAUGGCUAUUUCAUGGGAUUCGUAAUCAAGGAGCAUUUUUGAAUGACAAGCAAAUUCACACAUCGAAACUUCAGGAUCUAUCUCAGGCUUUGGUUUUGACUGACUGGGGAGGUGAUCGAAAUCCGAAUAUUCUUGAUAUAAAGUCAAACAACAUCCGUCAAAUAAUAUCGAAAGCUCGUGGGGUGCGUACCAUGGGCUCAGCAGCCUUGCAUAUGUGCCAGAUUGCUGCAGGUAACGGUGAUAUAUUUUUCGAAUUCGGAAUUCAUUGUUGGGAUUAUGCCGCAGCUGUAUUGAUAGUUCGUGAAGCAGGAGGGUUUUGUUGUAAUUUUGACGGCUGUUAUAUCUUUCUAUUUGUAAACGAAAGUGAAAUUUCACACGAAUUUUCUACUCCUGCCAAAUUUUUCUCACUUCCUCAUAUUGUGAUCAUGUUCUGCCUCGAAAUUCAAACAAAGUGAAAAUACAACUUCCGUCGAUUUCAUGUUAUCAUGUCCUUUUAGUGUUGCGGAGUCUUAUCUGGAAUUUCGUUUAUGAAUACAGCCAUUUUUUUUAUCUCAGUUCUGAUUAUGAUAAAUUCAACAUCAGUUUGGAUAACUUAAAUCUAUGCCAGCAGGCAAUACUGACCUGCAUUUUAUACUAUCCACUUAGAAAAAAAGUUUUUAACAGCAAUAUGUGCUAACACUUAUCCCUCUCCUUAUAACGUGUGUCAAUUACAUUUGUAAACCAAGCAAAUGAACUAAAUAACAAUAAUAAUAUUUUAUCAAAUAUUUUCUUUCUGACUUUUGUUUAGGUAAACCUGUAGAUUUAAUGGCGAGAAAUGUAAUAUGUGCAGGAACUCCAGAACUAGCUAACGCUCUUAUUCCUCUUAUUCAACCUGUUGAUUAUGCGAGAGACUGACAGAAGAAGCAGAAUCAAAUAAAUAUACCUAUUGAGAAAAAGGAAACACAGAGAACCGAAAUUCCAAAUUAUCCAUUUUUAUUCUUGAUCCUUUAAAUCUAAAUAGUCCUCUUUCAAUGUGUUUUAAUACUUUCAAAAUGAUGCAAUGAAAUUUUAACAUAUGGCCAUAGAAAUGUUGUGAUUCCUUGUCUACUUGUUCAAUGCAGCAUUUACAUUGUGUGUAUGCUUAUUUAUCUAUCGAGAAAUAUGAUGUGCAUAGAUGAAAAAACUUAAAGAUCUGUUAUAUUAUAAUAACUAGUGGUAUUUAGUUUUGAAUGUAUUUCAAUUUUCCUACUUUAAUCGAAUUCUUUUCUUAUGGUUCCUAAGUUAGUUGCUAUUUUCCUAUGGACAUGCAAUGUUUUUGCUCUUGUUGAACUUUUUUCUAAAGAACUGUAGUACAAGACAAUCACCAUUAUGGAUAACAAACUUUAGUAACAUUUUUGCUUGUUACUUGUGUUUGACUGUUUAAACAAAUUUGGAUAAAUCAUGAGACAGUUAAGUCUGCUUUUCAGAUACGUAAAAUAAAUCAGGGAUAUAUUUAUAAAUACCUUGUUCAACACUUCACUUUAAGAAUCCAAAUAACUUGAUAGCAAUAAUUUUUUAAUUUUCCAACAGUUUUCUAGAGAAACUGUAACAUAGUCCUUAGUGAGUUAUGAUUAAUAAACCCUUCACAAACUGCUUUAAAUUUGCUAUUUAUGUAUA